AGACCAGUGACCAGUUAAAGGCCUCGGAUCGUCCAUAUAUGGACAUAUCGCAGCAAGCCAAGCCGCAAACUCCACUAGAGCUAAUCCGUACAGAAGGUCCAAGCCAGCCUCCCUUCUCCAUGCCAAUAACUCGGAAUCAGGUCCCAUGCAGUUGGUAUUUUUGCUAUCUUCAUUCAUCCUGCAUUUCAUGAGAGGAGAGUAGUUCGGAACAAAGGAAUAAUUUCCUCUACUUAUAUCACCAGAGCCUGUUUCCAUAUAUCUCUGAGCUUCAGUGUCCCGCCCCCAAACCCCGCAUUUCAAACCUCAACUUCCCAAACCUCCCAAACCUAGAGCAUGGCUGCCGCAAUUCAGCCGUCGAUCCUGUCUGAGUCGGAGAGACGAUCAUUCUCGGAGUAUCUUCAGAACUCUAGAAAUGUGGUGGCCCUUCUUGGAGCCGGCCUUUCGGCUGCAUCAGGCCUUCCAACAUUCCGUGGUGCUGGCGGGGUAUGGCGGUCCUAUCCUGCGAGCUCACUCGCGACCCCAGGGGCUUUUAAGGCGAAUCCAGGCUUCGUUUGGCAAUUCUACAGCUAUAGACGACAUAUGGCUCUGAAAGCGAAACCGAAUAGAGCACAUUUCGCUCUCGCCGAGUUGGCAAGAAGGAAUCCCAAUUUCAUUACUUUGACCCAGAAUGUAGAUGGCCUUUCCACACGAGCUAACCAUCCGCCAUCCCAACUCCACGUCCUCCAUGGCUCCCUCUUCGACGUAAAGUGCGCCUCUCCCUCCUGUGAUUACAGUAGAGAGGAUUACAAUGACCCCAUCGUGCCAGUACUUGAUAUCCCGAAAGCUGCUCCUGAACCCGUCCCCUCCGCACACGACAAGACAGGCGAAGAGGCUACCAAGUCUCUUUAUACUGCCAUGGAAUGGAAAGGCGAGCCUCAUCCCUCAGCAGGGGAGACAGCAACCGCAGCACAUACGGAGGGCGUAGAGCUCGAUAUCUCCAACGCAGACGUACCCAUUCCACGCGUCACAUUCGCGGACCUACCCCAGUGCCCCCAAUGCAAGAACAAUAUCCUCCGGCCGGACGUGGUAUGGUUUGGCGAAUCGCUCCCAACUAAGACUCUAGAGUAUGUUGAUAAGUGGAUUGAGGAUGCGGAUACGAUUGAUCUUAUGCUUGUCAUCGGGACCACGGCGCAGGUUUUCCCUGCUGCGGGAUAUGUGGAGAUGGCACGCGAAAAAAGGGCGCGUGUGGCAGUUAUUAAUAUGGAUAGUAGCGACACGCCUCCAGCCGGGAUGCGGCCUGGGGAUUGGUUUUUCCAGGGCGAUGCAAGCAUGAUUGUGCCUGAGCUUUUCAAGGAUGUUAUUGGAGAUGUCUAAUGUACUUGGGAUAUAUUGGUAGGUUGGUGUUUUCUGUCGCUUUGAUUGAGAAUUCAGAUUGCCAAACCCCCUUUAAAUUUAGACCUGUGUCUAUCAUUACAGCUUCACGUUCUCGGUAUCUAAGUGGUAGAGGAAUAUACACGUAUCCUCGGAAGUUAAUGUGAUCGGGGUUAUGGCAGGCUCCUUGGUUUGCUUUCUUUUUGUGGUUUCGAAGGUUGGAUAUGCGUCACGAUGGGCAAUUGGGAGUUCCACUUCGCCCUUACCGGAUUGCUUCUCGGGAUAAACAUGGUAUAUGCAGGCGAUUAUUCAGCUAAUUUUAUACACUUUAACUAUAUAUCUACAGUAUGAAUGCUAUAAAUGCAGCCUUAAAGCGAUGCGUUAACUACCUAGGUAUUUACAAAAUACGCAAGAGAGCAUUACCCUAGCUAGGAAGUGCUUAGCGGGUCAUGGCUAGUAGGAACGUUUUUCUACUAACUUCAACGUGCUGUGAGUUUAUAAUGGGAAAGAAGCUCAGCAAAUUGGAUGAAAGAUAAAAUGGAUCAAUAGUUUACAUCUUAACGCAAUCCAGAGAGCUGAGAAUAGAAGGCGCCAUAUUUCCAACGUUUCCGCUGAGCGUUCCACCCCCCAAUAAUCUAACUGCAAUUUAAUUGGUCCGGAGGUUUGACCUUGGAAUGUCCAGAAAUUGGCUUG
This is a messenger RNA of Blastomyces dermatitidis ER-3, 2043 nucleotides long. RefSeq names its product SIR2 family histone deacetylase. Gene Ontology annotation, molecular function: NAD+ binding. The transcript has 2 exons. Bases 334 to 1353 code for a protein of 339 amino acids. NCBI's taxonomy places the organism in Eukaryota, Fungi, Ascomycota, Eurotiomycetes, Onygenales, Ajellomycetaceae. The record is from RefSeq and is a predicted model, not a curated record.